GGUCGUCCUUCGUCUCCAUUAUCAUCUGACCCCAGGAGCACGGCUACACAAUGCAGCCUCUUGAGGAAGCCUUCGUCAAGGUCUCGUUCCACGAAGAACAGAAUGCACCAUCUGGCAUCGACGACCCGGUGUACCAGCAGUGGAUCGUGGAGAACGCGUCGAGUACGCGCGAGUCUCCAAUAUUGUUUGGUGAACGAACGCUCCGGGAGCUCUAUCCCGACCAUUCUAUCGUCAUGACGGAGCAGUCGCUGCUCCUCGGCUUCCCGGGUGCUCUCAUCCAACCCCUCGAGACGUCGUCUCUGAUUGCGAACACGCUCUUCAUACCUAUGGCCAGGCGCACGGGAGUUCCUGGCGCAUUACUCGAUCAGAUCGAAUUCACGGCGCUACGCUUGGCCUGGGAUAGCUAUGAUUUCCUCGUCUACAUCCUCAAGUAUCCCAAACCGCUGUGGGGCUGGGUUUCUCAGCACUUCAUCUUGCACAAAGGUUCGGAAACACCUUCCCGUCAACUUUUGCUAGCCGCCGGCGCAUUCAGCCAGGAGGUACAUAACGAAGUCUGGAUGUUCCAGAACGGGUUUUGGAGCCGGAACGUCGCACUGUAUGAGGAGAUGCAGAAGGCUAACUGGGACGAUGUCAUCCUCAAUCACGAGUUCAAGGAUGGGCUCAAGAAGGAUGUGUACGGCUUCUUCCGCAACGAGAAGAUCUACAAGGAUCUCGCGAUUCCGUGGAAGCGGGGCCUGAUCAUGUAUGGUCCUCCUGGCAACGGCAAGACAAUCAGUCUGAAGGCUAUCAUGAAGGACUGCAACGAAAAGGGCUAUCUACCACUUUAUGUUAAAUCCUUCAAGAGUUGGAUGGGCGAAGAGAACUCCAUGGCCGAAUGCUUCCGCAAGGCUAGGGAAUUGGCGCCGUGCUGUCUUAUUCUCGAAGACUUGGACUCGCUCAUCAACAACGACAAUCGCUCGUUUUUCCUCAACCAACUGGACGGCCUAGAGGGGAAUGAUGGUAUCCUAGUCAUCGGCACCACGAACCAUCUUGACCAGCUCGAUCCGGCGUUGACUACUCGUCCGAGCCGAUUCGACAGGAAAUAUGACUUCAAGGAUCCAGAGAAGGACGAACGUGCUCUCUACUGCAAGUACUGGCAAAGCAAGCUUGCUUCUAGCAAAUCGAUCAGUUUCCCGGAUUCGCUCGUCACGGAGAUCGCUGAGGAAACGGACCGAUUCAGCUUUGCAUACCUGAAGGAAGCAUUUGUCUCUACCCUUGUUCUCAUGGCCACAGCAGCUGAAGAUGGAAAGAAGCUCGAUUUUGAGCCCACGAUCAAGAGCACUAUCAAGACCCUUCGCAAACAGCUCAACAAACCGCAGAACCUUGUGGGCAGCGUCUCCAUGGGCCGCAUCUUUGCGCCACAGACCUCUCGCCCUGCUGAAUCAUCAGGACUCGGACCUCUGCCUCCGAAGACCAGCAACGCUGAGAACACACUGGAUCUUCAUGCUCGUGCCCAGGCGGCUAUCGCCAUGGGCCGGUCAUAUAUUUACUGAUAUGAUCUCACCUUGUCUUUGCCGUCAGUAUGGCAUGUCUUGGAUUUCAGCAAAAUCGCAUGAUUUGUCUUGCUAGUCUUCGAUGACUCUUUCAUAGCGGACGAACUUCUGUCUGUCAGACAGAGUUGUGGCAUGAAUCAUCGCAUCUAUGCGUUCAAUAAAAUAUAUGAUAUGGGAAGCAUCGUAGGCUCGGGGAGAUCUCACU
Messenger RNA from Punctularia strigosozonata HHB-11173 SS5, 1737 nucleotides. Its product is annotated as P-loop containing nucleoside triphosphate hydrolase protein. The coding region runs from base 51 to 1532 and encodes 493 amino acids. NCBI's taxonomy places the organism in Eukaryota, Fungi, Basidiomycota, Agaricomycetes, Corticiales, Punctulariaceae. Gene Ontology annotation, cellular component: cytosol; peroxisomal membrane. Gene Ontology annotation, molecular function: ATP binding; ATP hydrolysis activity. The transcript has 12 exons. The record is from RefSeq and is a predicted model, not a curated record. Gene Ontology annotation, biological process: protein import into peroxisome matrix.